AUGAUCUUUGAAGACGACGACAACGAUGAUGACGUAAUUUGCUGCGGCGGUGCCGCCAACGCCGCAGGGGUAAAGAAGAAGCGAUUGGGAACAGAGCAAGUGCGUGCUCUGGAACAGAGCUUCAAUGUAGAAAACCGGCUCAAGCCGGAGCAGAAGGAGAAAGGCCAUUUCAAUGUAGUCACCGGCAAGGCUCAAUUUUGUGAGCUUUUUGAGCUCAGAGAACUGAGAUGGAAGGUAGCAGAGAGUUGGUUGCAACUGAGGUUGAGGGAGAUUUCGAGGGAUGGGAGGAGGCCGAGAUUCGGCGGGAUGGCACCAAAGAAAGUGUUUUCCCUUAGGCCUAGCAUCUGGAGCUUCAAGCAGGAGAUAAGUGAACAAUGUUUAAAGAAAUUCCUCUUCCCUUGA
Molecule: messenger RNA, 402 nt
Organism: Dendrobium catenatum
Lineage: Eukaryota; Viridiplantae; Streptophyta; Magnoliopsida; Asparagales; Orchidaceae
Product: homeobox-leucine zipper protein HOX20-like
Exons: 2
Coding region: 1-402 (133 amino acids)
Source: RefSeq, a predicted model, not a curated record